AAACCACGAGCGUCUUCUCCGGCCAGCGAUGCUGCCCUACGGGACGAUCUCGGAGGCGGCGGCGGCGCUCGGCCGGAAUCUCACCGCCGGAGAGACCCUCUGGUUCCGCUACACCGCCACCGUGCCGGACUACCACAUCUACUACAUCAACAUCGCCUUCUUGUUCAUCAUCUUCACUUUGAUACCUCUCCCCGUCGCCCUCGUCGAGCUCUGCUUCCCUUCCCUAAUCUCUCGCUUCAAGCUCCAGCCCAAGAUCCAUCUCUCCCCCUCCUCCUUUCUCCGCUGCUACUUGUCCGUCGUCCGCGUCUUCAUCCUCGCCGUCGGCCCUCUUCAAGUCCUCUCUUACCCUUCCGUCAAGUUGGUGGGGAUCAGGACAGGGUUGCCGUUGCCGUCACUGUGGGAGAUCGGAUCGCAGCUGCUGGUGUAUUUCCUGAUAGAGGAUUACGGGAAUUAUUGGAUUCAUCGGGCGCUGCACCAUGGAUGGGGGUAUGAGAAGAUCCAUAAGGUGCAUCAUGAGUAUACGGCGCCUAUAGGGUUUGCCGCGCCAUACGCGCAUUGGGCGGAGGUGUUGGUUCUUGGGAUUCCGUCGUUCGUUGGGCCUGCGUUGGUGCCGGGGCAUAUGAUCACCUUCUGGCUUUGGAUCGCUCUCCGCCAAAUGGAAGCCAUUGAGACCCACAGCGGAUAUGAUUUUCCAUUUGCUCCGACAAAGCUCAUACCCUUCUACGGUGGUGCAGAAUACCAUGAUUAUCACCAUUAUGUUGGAGGCCAGAGCCAAAGCAACUUCGCGUCUGUAUUUACCUAUUGUGACUACAUUUAUGGGACCGACAAGGGCUAUCGAUAUCAGAAAGCACACCUCACCAAGUUGAGGGAGAAAUGGAGAACAGAAGAUCAGAAUGGAGACUCAAAGCUGAACCAAAAUGGGAAGCAUGAUUAGCCAAAAAGGAUUUUUGGUGACAAUCCUGUGUGCAGUAAAGAGGUCCAAUUUCUUCACUAGUUCAGUACUUCAUGCCAUGUUCAUGAUAACAUCCAUCAUCCUGAUUCUUGCUCUUGAGCGCAGUGCAACAAACUUGCACACACAGCCGGUUUUGAACCAACCGGUUGAAGCUUUACCUGAUCCCGAUCUUUUAAUCGAAUGCAUCAAACUUCUUUUCAAUCCUGAACUCAGUUCCUAUAAUCUGUUUAUUGUGUUUAUUAACUUA
Molecule: messenger RNA, 1199 nt
Organism: Dioscorea cayenensis subsp. rotundata (Guinea yam)
Lineage: Eukaryota; Viridiplantae; Streptophyta; Magnoliopsida; Dioscoreales; Dioscoreaceae
Product: very-long-chain aldehyde decarbonylase GL1-10-like
Exons: 5
Coding region: 29-934 (301 amino acids)
Biological process (GO): sterol biosynthetic process
Molecular function (GO): C-4 methylsterol oxidase activity; iron ion binding
Source: RefSeq, a predicted model, not a curated record